This is a messenger RNA of Microdochium trichocladiopsis, 1879 nucleotides long. Its product is annotated as caspase domain-containing protein. The coding region runs from base 309 to 1670 and encodes 453 amino acids. Gene Ontology annotation, biological process: proteolysis. Gene Ontology annotation, molecular function: cysteine-type endopeptidase activity. The record is from RefSeq and is a predicted model, not a curated record. NCBI's taxonomy places the organism in Eukaryota, Fungi, Ascomycota, Sordariomycetes, Xylariales, Microdochiaceae. The transcript has 3 exons.
AUGCGGCAUGCUCAAGCUUCCGAUCUAGCUUGGGCGGAGGGCUGACGAGCGCGCUUGGGCAGUAGCGCCAGCCCGGGCAGCGCUCCAGCUCUUUUAGAUCUGGCAGCCUACUACCCAAGCUCAAGUGCCUGGGUGGUACGCGCCUCAGAGCCCUCGGAGGAAGCUUACGGUCUCGAGUGCCCUCAGCCUCCCUCCUACAUCCAUCCACUCUCCUCUCUCCUGGCCACAACAGCGUCCCUCAACUUGCUUCCCACUCCAACCGACCGCACGCAGUCACCUCCUACCAACCUUUCCCGUCUCGCACCCCCAUGUCUGGCUACAAUCAGUAUCCCGGCGCCGGCAGCUACAGCCAGGGCGGCGGCGGCGGUUAUGGGGGUUAUCCCCAGCAGCACCAGCCGCCUCCUCCCCAAGGCUAUUACCAGAACCAGUACGGCACUCCUCCGCCUCAGCAAUACGGCGGCCCGCCUCCUGGACAAUACGGUGGUCCGCCUCCAGGACAGUACGGUGGUCCUCCGCCGGGACAGUAUGGCGGCGGCCCUCCUCCCCAACAAUACGGAGGUCCUCCUCAGCAGUACGGCGGUGGUGGCGGCUACAACCGCUAUCCGCCGCCUCAACAGCCGCCGCCUCAAGGCUACGACUCGUACGGCUACCCGCACGAUGGCCGCGCCGUCGGUGGCUACGGCCAGCCUCACCGCGGCGGUCCUCCUCCGCCAAAUGCGCCGCAGCAGUUUGGUCACGGUGCUCCCGACGGCUACACCUUCCAGUAUUCAAACUGUACGGGAAAGCGCAAGGCCCUCCUCAUCGGCAUCAACUACUUCGGCCAGGACGGCGAGCUCCGCGGAUGCAUCAACGACACCAAGAACCUCUCUGCCUUUCUUUUCGAGCGAUUCGGCUACAAGCGUGAGGAUACGAUCAUCCUCACCGACGACCAGCGCGACCCCAUCAUGAUCCCAACCCGUGCCAACAUCAUCCGCGCCAUGCAGUGGCUUGUCAAGGAUGCCCGCCCCAACGACUCAUUGUUCCUGCACUACUCGGGCCAUGGCGGUCAAACACAGGACCUCGACGGCGACGAAGACGAUGGAUACGAUGAGGUCAUCUAUCCAGUUGACUUUAAGCAGGCCGGCCACUUGGUCGACGACGACAUCCACACCAUCGUCGUCAAGCCCUUGCAGCAAGGUGUCAGACUGACAGCCAUCUUCGACUCGUGUCACUCCGGAUCCGUCCUCGAUUUGCCAUACAGCUACUCCACCAAGGGUGUCCUCAAGGAGCCCAACUUGGCCGCUGAAGCCGGGCAGGGACUUCUGAGCGCGUUUGGCGCAUACGCACGUGGAGAUGUCGGUGGCGUCGCAAAGGAGAUCUUUGGCUUUGCGAAGCAGGCCCUCAGAGGCGAUUCUGGCUACAAGAAGACCAUUGCGACCCGCACAUCUCCAGCCGACGUCAUCAUGUGGUCCGGCAGCAAAGACGACCAGACCUCUGCCGACGCCACGAUCAACUCACAAGCCACUGGCGCCAUGUCGCACGCCUUCAUCCGAGCCCUUAAGCAGGACCCGCAGCAGAGCUACUUGGAGCUGCUCAACAGCAUCAGAGACAUUCUCGAAAACGAGUACUCCCAGAAGCCACAGUUGUCCUCUAGUCAUCCGCUAGACACGAAUCUGCUCUUCAUCAUGUAAAAGGGCGGGGCUAUAGGUACAGGCGGCGAAGAAGUCUGGUAGACUGUGAACCUAGCCUCUUUAAUGACCAAACAAAUAAUCAGUAAUGCAAAUGCAAGAGCAUGGGCGAUUGCAGUGGCAGCUACACGCUGUGACUUGAAUAUCUUGAUGGUAUGGUGCUGUUCAGUGCUAUCUGGCCGAGGACGACGCAGAUGUCCCGUUUCACAGUC